AUGGAACGGAAAUAUACCAAUAAAGAAAAGUGGGAGAGGAAAAUCGAAGCAUAGAUUUUAUACAUUGCCCAUGCGACAGACAUUAAAUACUAUCGAGGAAGAAGAGGAAGAACAGGAAACUGAUCCGAAAAGCCCGAGGAGUCUGGUGUAUGCUAAUAUUGACGUUACAA
Acaulospora morrowiae is the source of this 170-nucleotide messenger RNA. The record is from the annotation of a GenBank genome assembly. NCBI's taxonomy places the organism in Eukaryota, Fungi, Glomeromycota, Glomeromycetes, Diversisporales, Acaulosporaceae.